Metarhizium brunneum ARSEF 3297 is the source of this 2073-nucleotide messenger RNA. Lineage: Eukaryota; Fungi; Ascomycota; Sordariomycetes; Hypocreales; Clavicipitaceae. The record is from RefSeq and is a predicted model, not a curated record.
AUGGAUAUUUCGCGGCUGCAACAACACUCGUUGCACCGUCCUCCCAUUGCCCAUGGAAGGGACGUUGGUGCAGCGUCGCCCUUGGCCCUCAAACCGCAUCUUGACUCUCCCACCGGCUUGCCCUCCCCGAAUUCACUGGGCCACGGUCAGACUCUGACAUAUCCUCGCCAUCCUGCUCCUCAUGGCCAUAACCACAGUCACGGCCAACCUCACGCCCAUGCUCACGCCCAUACUCAUCAUGCUCAUGCUCAUGCUCAUGUUCACGCCCACGGCCAGAGCCCCAGCCAUAGCCAUCACCAUAGCCACAGUCACAGUCAAAGCAACGGCCAUGGUCAUGAUGAGAGUGUCGACUAUCGGGAAUUGAGCGACGAGAGAUCCCCCGUCAAUGGUGAAGAGCCUCCCAAGAAGAAACAGAAACGAAACAAGCCGACCUUGUCAUGCCAUGAGUGUGUUGAGCGAAAGACAAAGUGUGACCGUGGACGACCUCAUUGUCUUGCAUGCAUAAAGAGACAGACGGAAUGUCGAUAUGCACACGUCGCAAACCUAUUGGAGGAAACCUCGAGAUCGGCUGCCAAUGGGCGCCGCAUGACAAGACCGCCCAAGAAAAAAAAUGUCCCUGAUGGGCCUGCUACCAUUCCUAAUAUUGCCGACAGAGGCGCAAUCAACGACCAUGAAGGUUCAUCUCGUGGUGCAGCGGCUCUCUCCAUAGGCUUACUAUCCCAUGUUCCUUAUUCCGUUACCAAGGCCAGCAAUGUCUUUGGCAUUGGGUCUGAGCAUCCAUUUGCCAACUACUGGACGUGCGAAGGAGGAUUACCAGAAGUCAUCUCUGUUCUACCGGACAAAGCUCAAGCCGACAGUCUUGUUGCUCGGUACUUCGAAUGCGUGGACCCCGUGUACCCGAUGAUUCACCGUCAAACUUUUUAUGCCGACUAUGAGCACUUCUGGCGCAUGAAAACCGACGAGCGAAAUAAAAUGGACCCAUCUUUCAUUGCCUUGAUCUUUGUUAUUCUGGCCCUCGGUACGCAGUUCGUCUCGUCUACGACACCCAAAGAUCGCAAGCAGACUGCCGAGUUUUACGCGUCCGCCUCGAACCAAGCUCUCCGCAUGUUUUCGUACCUAAGUUCUGCAUCAAUACGGUCUAUACAGGCCAUGGUGCUUAUAACUUACUUUCUCAUCAAUGAUAAUCACGCGUCUGAUGGCUGGGCUUUUGCUGGCAUCUUGAUUAGACAAGCAUACGCCAUGGGUUUGCAUCGUGAUCCAAAUAUCGUAACACCCAAUGCCAAUCCUUUCGAAAAACAGCAGCGGCGAAAAGUGUGGCAGGCCGUUCUUUUACAGGACACAUUCUUGACUGUCCUUUUAUCCUUGCCGCCUUCAGCCACCCACACAGAUGUUUCUGUCGACGAUUUGCUGGACGACAGUUCAUCUAUUGCGAGCAGCGAUCCGACGGACACGGCCUAUAUCAGGGGAUCGUGGAUGCUGGCCAAUCUGGUCCAGGAAACCAUUUGUUCCCCUCGGUCAUUGGAUGUGCCUAUCUGUACAACAGUGCGGCAUAAAUCCAAACUAGUGGCGGACUUUCGGGCAGUGUAUCGGUCAUUCCCCGAUAUUUUUCGAUCCUGGGACACGGAUAGUCUGACUGCGGUGGCAAGCACCAACAAGCGCAUUGUGCGACAAACCUUAUUCUUGACCAGCAACUAUUUCCAUAACCUGAUGCUGGUGCAUGCGUCAGAAAGCCCAGAUGUGCCAGUCAACGUUCGAGGGACUCUGGAAGCAGCUCACGAUGCUAUUAGUGCUUUCUUCUUGAUGUUUAGUCUAUUGGAAUCAGAAGCCCGAGUAUGGUGGGUUUUUAAUCACCGAGCAUUCUUAGAAGCACUCUGCAUCGCCAAUGUGUUACGAGAAACAGCGAAAGAUGCAGCGGGGAAAGACAUGUUAGCCAGAGACCCCCUAUUUGUGAGAGCCAGAACUGAUAUCACGCGAAUGAUUCAAAUUAUGGAGCUCAUUGGCUCGAAUAACGAUGUUGCGAGAACGCGGGUUCAGAUCUUGAGCGAGUUUCUGGAGGACACUGACACGGCAUAG